Messenger RNA from Aphidius gifuensis, 852 nucleotides. RefSeq lists its product as uncharacterized. NCBI's taxonomy places the organism in Eukaryota, Metazoa, Arthropoda, Insecta, Hymenoptera, Braconidae. Bases 1 to 852 code for a protein of 283 amino acids. The transcript has a single exon. The record is from RefSeq and is a predicted model, not a curated record.
AUGGUGACUGGUUCAAGACGUGACAAUAAUACUUCAUAUUUUCAAAAAGGUUUAUCAGAAUGGUGGAAUCAAGAGAGUGAAUAUUUAAUUCAAAGAAUCGAAAAAUGGACUGGUUUUUCACGCGGAUAUAAUCGUUUAAAAACAAUUAAAUCAAUUGAUGAUGAUGAUUGUGAAAUUGAUGAAAAUUUAUAUUAUAAACGUAAAAAAAUAACAGAAAAAAAUAAAAUAAAUUGUUGUGGUAAAUUUAAUUAUCAAUCAAAUAAUAAUUUCGAUAAUACAUGUUUAGAAACAUACAGAUAUGAUCACAGUAUUUAUUUCAAAACAAUUGGUGAUAUAAAAAAUAGUAAAAAUAACAAUCAAAUUGAUGAUAAACAUGAUAAUAUUUCUAAUAAAACAAAAACAUUAUUAAAUAAUGAAGAAAACAUUGAAUGGAACAUAAAAAUGAAUGACAAUUAUUUAAAUUAUUGCUAUAAUAGUAAUGAUGAAAUUUUAAAUGAUAAUUAUAAUUAUUUAAAAAAUUAUAACAAUAAUAAUGAUGAUUUUCAAAAAUAUUUAAGAACGGUCUGGCCGAAUAUCAAUGAAUUUAUUGAGGAUGAAGCAAAUAAAGAUGAUGAUGAUAUUGAAAAUGAUAAUUCAAUUGAAUUUAAAAAUAAUACACAGCUUAAAAAUCAUGAUAAAAGUUUAUCAAGAUUUUUUAAAUCACGUAAAAUUAAUAAAUCACAAAAAUAUCAUAGUAAAGAAAUUAUUUCAUGGCCAAGUGUAAUAUUUAAUUACAAUAAUAAUAUGGAUCAAGAGUCAUCAAAAACAUCACCACAUCAACGAGAUUUUAAUAUUCAAUUAAAUCAUUAUUAA